AGAGGCGAGGUCUAGUUCCGGCCGCGGCCGCCGCCGUCGCCGCCGCCAUCUGUCACCUUACCUCCGGCAGCAGCCACAGCCGGUCGCCCCUUCACCGCCUGUCUCCUCGGCGGAGGCUGCUUCCCGUCCUGCCACCUCUCUGCUUUGUUCUUGUCGCUGCCUUCUUCCCCCCAAUGGACCUGGUCGGAGUGGCAUCACCUGAGCCCAGGCCUGCGGCGGCCUGGGAACCCAGCAAGUGUCCAUGGGCUACCCCUCAAAAUACAAUAUCAUGUUCUUUGGCUGAUGUAAUGAGUGAACAGUUGGCUAAAGAACUGCAGUUAGAAGAAGAAGCUGCUGCAUUUCCUGAAGUUUCUGUUGCUGAAGGACCGUUUAUUACUGGAGAAAACAUCGACACUUCCAGCGACCUAAUGCUGGCUCAGAUGCUACAGAUGGAAUUUGACAGAGAAUAUGAUGCACAGCUUAGGCGCGAAGAAAAAAAAUUCAAUGGAGAUAGCAAAGUUUCCAUUUCCUUUGAAAAUUAUCGAAAAGUGCAUCCUUACGAAGACAGUGAUAGCUCUGAAGAUGAGGUUGACUGGCAGGAUACGCGUGAUGAUCCCUACAUACCAGCAAAACCAGUUCCUACUCCCAAAAAGGGUUUUAUUGGAAAAGGAAAAGACAUCACCACCAAACAUGAUGAAGUAGUAUGUGGGAGAAAGAAUACGGCAAGAAUGGAAAAUUUUGCACCUGGGUUUCAGGUAGGAGAUGGAAUUGGAAUGGAUUUAAAACUAUCAAACCAUGUUUUCAAUGCUUUAAAACAACAUGCCUACUCAGAAGAACGUCGAAGUGCUCGCCUCCAUGAGAAAAAGGAGCAUUCUACUGCAGAAAAAGCAGUUGACCCUAAGACACGUUUGCUUAUGUAUAAAAUGGUCAACUCUGGAAUGCUGGAGACAAUCACUGGCUGUAUUAGUACAGGAAAGGAAUCUGUUGUCUUUCAUGCAUAUGGAGGCAGCAUGGAGGAUGAAAAGGAAGCUAGUAAAGUUAUACCCACAGAAUGUGCCAUCAAGGUAUUUAAAACAACCCUUAACGAGUUUAAGAAUCGUGACAAAUAUAUUAAAGAUGAUUUCAGGUUUAAAGAUCGCUUCAGUAAACUAAAUCCACGUAAGAUCAUCCGCAUGUGGGCAGAAAAAGAAAUGCACAAUCUCACAAGAAUGCAGAGAGCUGGAAUUCCUUGUCCAACAGUUGUACUGCUCAAGAAACACAUUUUAGUUAUGUCUUUUAUUGGCCAUGAUCAAGUCCCAGCCCCUAAAUUAAAGGAAGUAAAACUCAGUAGUGAAGAAAUGAAAGAAGCCUACUAUCAAACUCUUCAUUUGAUGCAGCAGUUAUAUAAUGAAUGUACGCUUGUACAUGCUGACCUCAGUGAGUAUAACAUGCUGUGGCAUGCUGGAAAGGUCUGGUUAAUUGACGUCAGUCAGUCGGUAGAACCAACCCAUCCUCACGGCCUGGAGUUCUUGUUCCGUGACUGUAGGAAUGUCUCACAGUUUUUCCAGAAAGGAGGAGUAAAGGAAGCCCUUAGUGAACGAGAACUCUUCAAUGCCGUUUCAGGCUUAAACAUCUCAGCAGACAAUGAAGCUGAUUUCUUAGCUGAGAUAGAAGCUUUGGAGAAAAUGAAUGAAGAUCAUGUUCAGAAGAAUGGAAGGAAAGCUGCCACAUUUUUGAAAGAUGAUGGAGGCCCACCAGUGCUCUAUGACGAGUAGCACCAGUACCCAUUGCUUUCAGUGUUAACACAGCGGUGACUGUCAGCUGCCAAUAGCAAAUGAAGUUAUGGGUGACUGGAAAUACCAAAACCUGAGGAGUAUACAAUGGUGCUUCUGUGCUUUUUCCCCCUUGUAACCCAUGUGUCAGAUGUGUGGAAUUUUUAGCUUGGCAUUGAGAGAAUAAAGUGUCACUACCUCUCAUCUUAUGAACAGGAUAAUAUGAUUAUUUGUCAGCUACUGGUUAUCUGGCUGAAAUAGACCUAAUUUUACAUGACUCAUGGUAUAAAAUGUUUUGAUGAAAAUUUUUAAAACGUAGGUAACAUUUCCAAAUAUGGGAGGAAAGGAAGAUGUGUUUACAAGGGAGGGUUUUGUUACCAUGUAUUUGCUUUAUUCACCUCCCUGUUUUGUGUUACUUCUCUCCUUGAAUAUUUUAUUGGCCUAAAAUUAGCCCUUCUCACUUCUUUUUCCAGACAGUGGCUAUGAUUCUAAAGGAAAAUUUAUUCUCUUUAGUGGACAUUACAAAUGGAAAUUUGGUUUCAGAAUGGCUGAUAGAAAUAGACAUGAACAAUGUACUUUUUAUUGGUACAUAAUGAAAAUGAACUGAAAUUUACUUUUUCCAUACUCAUAUCCAAGAAAAGCCAUCAUAGAUUUCUAGAAGAGAUAAAUAUAUGAGAACUUCUUAACUAUUCAGAUUUUUAAAUUUAACUUUCAGCUUUUCUACGUUUAGGUAAAAUGGUUAGGAUAUAAUUCAUGGUGUGGCUACUCUUCAUUUAAAAUGAAAAUGUAAAUUAUCUGGAAGGCCAGAAUAUAAGACUUAACCAUGUUUGAGAUAUUUUAAUGAAGUCAGUGAAACAAAGUUCAGUUUACAUUUCACUAAAACAAUAUACUUAUUGAUUGAUUAUGAGAGAAAUAUAAUAAGGUAAUUAGAAAUAUUAAAUAAUCAAAAAAUGAAAAAGAUAUAUAAAACAACUUGGAUGCCAAAUUAACCAACUAAUUUGAGCUAUAUGGCCUCACUUUUAAUAGUUUCUAAUACUGGCUGAACACCACUUUUUCUUUUCUUUUUUUUUAAAUUUUUUUCUUUUAAAGAUGACCGGUAAGGGGAUCUUAACCCUUGACUUGGUGUUGUCAGCACCAUGCUCAGCCAGUGAGCGAACUGGCCAUCCGUAUAUGGGAUCCGAACCAGGGGCCUUGGUGUUAUCAGCACCGCACUCUCCCGAGUGAGCCACGGGCCGGCCCUGAACACCACUUUUUCAAAAGCAAGCAUUGUACUGGAAAAGUACAGUGACUUUGUUAAGAUUGAAGUUCAUUAAAGAAAUCAUUUCUUCUAUUACUGAAGUCAGAUUGGAACCACUAAAGAUCCAAACUUGCUGGUAACAGAAAAUGCAAAUCUAAACAUUAGUUACAUUUGAAAUCUUCUCUUUUACCAUUAGUUUUAAAUGCCAAAUAUUUGUAUCUAGAAAAAUAUUUUUGUUCUUGUACCUUUUAACUACAUUUCAGAGAAGUGUGAUUUUGGGUAGAUAGUCAUUACAUUUCUGAAAUGUUUCCUACCCUGAAAUAAAAUUUAUGUAGAUGGCUGGUGAUUAUUGGCUUUACAGAAAUUUCAGAGAACUAAUUUUUAAAACCAUUGAUCAUUUAAAACUUGUUUUGUUUUCUGACAUACUCUGUUUGACAAAGAACAGCAAACCAGUGCUGUGUGGCGUUCUUGGAGUGUGCUGUGAACAUCCUUUCUAAGAAAUUAAAAAUGAAAAGAUCAUUUUAGAA
Molecule: messenger RNA, 3494 nt
Organism: Cynocephalus volans (Philippine flying lemur)
Lineage: Eukaryota; Metazoa; Chordata; Mammalia; Dermoptera; Cynocephalidae
Gene: RIOK3
Product: RIO kinase 3
Exons: 13
Coding region: 174-1733 (519 amino acids)
Biological process (GO): protein phosphorylation
Molecular function (GO): ATP binding; protein serine/threonine kinase activity
Source: RefSeq, a predicted model, not a curated record